Mustela erminea (ermine) is the source of this 590-nucleotide messenger RNA. It is a transcript of the gene KRTCAP2, whose product is annotated as keratinocyte associated protein 2. The transcript has 5 exons. Lineage: Eukaryota; Metazoa; Chordata; Mammalia; Carnivora; Mustelidae. The record is from RefSeq and is a predicted model, not a curated record. The coding region runs from base 140 to 550 and encodes 136 amino acids.
AGGCGCCUCGAGGGCGCGCGAGCAGCCCCGGGGGAAGCGAGUCCGCGGGUGGGGCUGACGCGUGCGCACGGCCGACCGCCCCGGUUCGGUUCCCCCGUUUCUGGGCCUGCGGCGCCGACUGGGCCGGGGGCAGCACGCGAUGGCCGUGGGCACGGGCACGUCGCUGGCGCUGUCCUCGCUCCUGUCGCUGCUGCUCUUCGCCGGGAUGCAGAUGUACAGCCGGCAGCUGGCGUCCACCGAGUGGCUCACCAUCCAGGGGGGCCUGCUGGGCUCCGGCCUGUUCGUCUUCUCGCUCACCGCCUUCAAUAAUCUGGAGAAUCUGGUUUUUGGCAAAGGAUUCCAAGCAAAGAUCUUCCCUGAGACUCUUCUCUGCCUCCUGCUGGCUCUCCUUGCGUCUGGCCUCAUUCACCGAGUCUGCGUCACCACCUGCUUCAUCUUCUCCAUGGUCGGCCUGUACUACAUCAACAAGAUCUCCUCCACCCUGUACCAGGCAGCGGCUCCCGUCCUCACCCCAGCCAGGGUCACGGGGAAGGGCAAGAAGAGAAAUUGACCCUGAAUGUCCAAUAAACUUGAUCUUUGUAGCCCCGGGA